Messenger RNA from Dermacentor silvarum, 530 nucleotides. RefSeq lists its product as uncharacterized. The coding region runs from base 189 to 530 and encodes 113 amino acids. The record is from RefSeq and is a predicted model, not a curated record. The transcript is spliced from 5 exons. NCBI's taxonomy places the organism in Eukaryota, Metazoa, Arthropoda, Arachnida, Ixodida, Ixodidae.
UUCCUCGAUUUCCUCUCUCUCCUUUCGUCCCGGAAUUUGCGCCAUCGCCAUCGACGACAGCCUUGCCUUGUGCGCAACGUGGUAACCGAGGAGACUGAAGUCAACGUGUGCGCACUUAUGACAAGGCAAAGAGGAGGGCCAAGAAGGCGGAAUGCGAGUUGGCUGUGGACACCACGGAGCUGUCGGCGAUGCUGCUGCGGGUGCAGCUGGAGGUGCGGCAGCAGAACAGGGACGUCCUGAAUGAGCUGCAGCAGCUGAGGCAUGAAGUACGGGUCGUGUCUGAGAGGCUGGAUGAAACUGAGCCUCUCAACAAGACCCGUGCAGUGUCUCAGCCUGCCUUGUCGACGGUGCCUCCAGUUCUUCCUCGGCUACCUGCCGACAAUAUUAAAGAAUUAGAGGCAGCCGUGCGGGAUGAGGUUGUGGCUGCCACCUUGCGCAAGCGCCUCCUGCAAAUAGGAGGGAAGUCACUGCGCGAGGUGGCAUCGUAUGCCAUGAAGGCUGUAAUGGCCUGUCGCUCGACCACUCACUGA